Molecule: messenger RNA, 873 nt
Organism: Macrosiphum euphorbiae (potato aphid)
Lineage: Eukaryota; Metazoa; Arthropoda; Insecta; Hemiptera; Aphididae
Source: the annotation of a GenBank genome assembly
AUGGACAACGAGGAAGUAUUUGCUCUCCCAGAUCAUUUGGUUGACCAUGACUACUUCCUGCCAGUUGUAUAUGAAGAUGAUCAUAUACUGCGUGAAGAAGAAGUAGAGGAAUUGGUAGAAGAAGAAGAAGUAGAAGAAUUGGACGAGGAAGAGGAAGAGGAACCAAUUGUCAGAGUGUCGGAAACAUACAGAUUGAUUCCUGGGGUUCAUAACCGAUCGAGGAUAUAUGUUGACAACCUGGGAUUCAAGUAUUACAAACGAGAAACUAAAGGACAACGCGUGUAUUUAGUAUGCGAACGGCAGAAGCAACGGAACCAGUACUGCCCUUCCACUGCAACUGUUAGUGCAAAUUUGAACGACAACAGAAUUCGUCUAGGGUUCUACCACGACCAUCCGCCCAGAGUGAUCGACCUGAAUGUGCCGUUUUUGAGGGAAACCAUAGGUGAAAUAGGAAUUGAUCCAGCAGUUACAACAUCAUUUAUGAGAACUUUGUACAACAACGAAAUUAUCAACCAUCCAGAAGCAGCUCCUAACUACACAUUUAUUCAGGCUCAAGAACGAGUGAAAAAGAUGAGACGUAGAAGAUUCCCAGCGCAACCCCUUGAUAUUGGACAACUUGCAGUGGCACUGAAUGAAGCACGAAAUGCCAUUUACGCUCUUACAGUUCAAAAUCCUCCAUCUAGGUUCUUUCAACAAGCAUUGGUCGUCAAUGGAAGGAGUGUUGGUGUGAUCUUUGCGAACAUGGAUGCAGUCAACAAAUACAGAGAAGAAUUGGCCACUGUGACAUUGGUUGGGAUUGAUGGGACGUUCAAGACUGUGCCUCGUGUUCCAGCAGAUUUGAACCUAAAUUUGAACCUAAAUCAUUCAAUAUAA